AACAAGGAAUAACUUUAUUCUUGUGAACCAAUGGAAUCACCCAGUUGCAUAAACUCCCACUCAUACAAGUCUGGAGAAUCAUGACUGUUAACGAAGAGGGAGGGAUUAUCAUUAAUUUGCCCAAAUCUGUAGAGUACAAAAAGACCAAAGGGCAGCAUCUCAACAGUGUGACUAGCUGUUGAACAAUGGCAGGAAGUUGGUAUGCUGUUCAGUCUCUGGCACUUUGUGUCUGGUUUGGUGUUUUCUGUCAUGCUGUUCCAAAGUGGAGUAAUCUUCCCCAGAAUCCUCAAACUCUGAUGUUCCAGCAAACUGACCAGCGGUUUCAACAACCAGUUCAACAGCAAGCUAGUCAACAGUUUUCUCCGCAGUUUCCUCAGUCAGUUCAACAGCAAGCUAGUCAACGGUUUCCUCAGCCAGUUCAACAAGCUAGUCAACAGUUUCCCCAGUCGAUUCAACAGCAAGCUAGUCAACAGUUUUCUCCGCAGUUUCCUCAGUCAGUUCAACAGCAAGCUAGUCAACGGUUUCCUCAGUCAGUUCAACAGCAAGCUAGUCAACAGUUUCCUCCGCAGUUUCCUCAGUUAGUUCAACAGCAAGCUAGUCAAUGGUUUCCUCAGCCAGUUCAACAAGCUAGUCAACAGUUUCCCCAGUCAGUUCAACAAACUAGUCAACGGUUUCCUCAGCCAGUUCAACAGCAAGCUAGUCAACAGUUUCCCCAGUCGGUUCAACAGCAAGCUAGUCAACAGUUUCCUCAGCAGUUUCAGCCUAAGCAGCCAGUGGCACAGGCAGAGCCCCUUGAAAAAUGUACUGUAGCUGAUUAUGAGCAGAUCCAAUGUGGACCACCUGGUAUCAGUGGUGCUGAGUGUGCAGCUAUUAACUGCUGCUUUAACGGACAGCAGUGUUACUAUGGGAAGGCAGUGACUGUCCAGUGUAUAAGAGAUGGUCAGUUUGUGGUAGUGGUGGCUAGAGACGUUACGCUGCCUCGAUUGAGCCUGGAUUCAGUCCGUCUCCUGGGUGGAAAUGAUCCAGCUUGCAGUCCUGUGGGAUCCACACCUUUCUUUGCUAUAUAUCAGUUCCCUGUCACUGCAUGUGGCACAAGCAUGAUGGAGGACAGUGGAUACGUGGUGUAUGAAAACAGAAUGACCUCCUCGUAUGAAGUGGGUAUGGGACCACUUGGUUCCAUCACAAGGGACAGCCAUUUUGAGCUUCUCUUCCAGUGUAGGUACUCUGGUACGUCUGUGGAAGCUCUGGUUGUGGAGGUCAACACUGUUCCUCCACCUCCACCAGUAGCUGCUCCUGGACCCCUCAGAGUGGAGCUUAGACUGGCAAAUGGUCAAUGUGUCACCAAAGGCUGUGCAGAAGGGGACGAGGCGUACACGUCCUACUACAGUGAUGCUGAUUAUCCGGUCACAAAAGUCUUGCGGGAACCUGUGUAUGUUGAGGUGCACAUUUUGGAGAGGACCGACCCCAACAUUGUCUUGAUGCUGGGACAUUGCUGGGCGACAUCAACCCCUAGUCCACUCAGUCUACCCCAGUGGGACCUUCUGGUUGAUGGAUGCCCUUACCAGGAUGAUCGUUACCUGACCACAUUGGUUCCAGUGGCUGGAUCAUCUGGUCUUCAGUUCCCAACCCACUACAAGCGCUUUGUUGUGAAGAUGUUCACAUUUGUAGAUCCAGCAUCACUGGCUCCUCUGCAAGAAACGGUCUUCAUCCAUUGCAGUACAGAGGUGUGCCAUCCCUCUUCUGGCUCUUGUCAGCAAAGUUGCUCCAGGCAAAGAAGGGACGUUCGUUUAAACGCUACCACUUCUGGCCAAACUGUGGUUUCUAGUGGAGAAGUGAGACUGAUUCUAUGAGUAUUUAAUAAAUGAUAUUAAACCUUGA
Molecule: messenger RNA, 1878 nt
Organism: Rhinichthys klamathensis goyatoka
Lineage: Eukaryota; Metazoa; Chordata; Actinopteri; Cypriniformes; Leuciscidae
Product: zona pellucida sperm-binding protein 4-like
Exons: 8
Coding region: 186-1850 (554 amino acids)
Biological process (GO): binding of sperm to zona pellucida; prevention of polyspermy
Cellular component (GO): egg coat
Molecular function (GO): structural constituent of egg coat; acrosin binding
Source: RefSeq, a predicted model, not a curated record